Molecule: messenger RNA, 2616 nt
Organism: Adineta ricciae
Lineage: Eukaryota; Metazoa; Rotifera; Eurotatoria; Adinetida; Adinetidae
Source: the annotation of a GenBank genome assembly
AUGCCAGAUCAACGAAAAUUUCUAUCACAUACUCCUUUCAGUGAACUUCUACGCGCUUCAGCACCAGCAUCGUAUGUUCAAACACGCAUUUGGCUUAAUGAUCACGUUCAAGACAAUCCCAGCAGCACUCAUACUGGCACUUGCAACAUGUCAUUUUCAUAUCAAAUAUCAUCUGGUGGUACAUUACAUAUCUCAAGAUUACGACGUGCACUCCAUUCUGUUGUUACGAAACAUGAGUCACUUCGUACAUCACUCUUUUUCGAUGUGGAGAAAAANGCUUCAGCACCAGCAUCGUAUGUUCAAACACGCAUCUGGCUUAAUGAUCACGUUCAAGACAAUCCCAGCAGCACUCAUACUGGCACUUGCAACAUGUCAUUUUCAUAUCAAAUAUCAUCUGGUGGUACAUUACAUAUCUCAAGAUUACGACGUGCACUCCAUUCUGUUGUUACGAAACAUGAGUCACUUCGUACAUCACUCUUUUUCGAUGUGGAGAAAAACAUACUGAUGCAACGAAUCAUUGAACCAGAUGAUAAUGACGAUGAUAAUAGCCGAUUAUUUACUCUUUCAGAAAGCUCAUUCAAAACCGAGGAUGAGCUAAACAAGAUCAUAUAUGAUGAACGAACUAACACCACUCAUUUUGAUCUUUCGGGAGCUCUUGUCUUUCGUUGUCAUGCUGCUCAUCGCAAGCAAUCUGUUUCUAGCGAUCAACUAUGUGAAGGCGAUGUACUCAUUUUUAGUUUUCAUCGUGCUCUUUUCGACGUUCCUUCCAUACAUAUCUUUCUUCAUGAUCUUAAUAAGGCAUAUGCGAUGGAACAAGUGUUCAGCGAAUGUUCUAACUGUCUACGAUACAUUGACUAUUCUGUCGCCGAACGGGACAUGCCCAUGAUUACCGCCAGUACGUUUUGGGCUCAAGCUCUUCAAGACUAUGAUAUUGAUCGACCAAUGCCAUUACCAUUCAUUGAACACCAUGCUAUCGAUGGACAUCGAACACGACGUCGAGUAUCCACCUCAUUUGACUUCGAUCAUGAUCUGUCACAAGCCAUUCUAACCUUCGCUUCAACCGAUGGCAUACAACUCCAAUGGUUAUAUCUCACUAUCUACUAUAUUUUCUUGUUCAAGAUGGCGAAUGGUGAGCAAGACUUGUGUGUUACUAUGAACACAGAUGGUCGAUAUCAAGAUGAAUUAAAAUCGAUUAUUGGCAUAUUUGGCAAUAUCAUUCCUCUGAGAUGCCGAAUAGAUCCUCGCAGCUCUUUUACAAGACUCGCAGAAGAUACUCUGUUGAUGACAACUCGCAGUUUUCACUAUUCUUAUUUUCCUUUCGAACGAAUUCUCGCCCAAUGUUCUAUCAAUGCGAACCCAACCUUUCUCAACACAUCAUUCACUUUUUAUUCACACACAACCCAUCAAAAGUAUGCCCAAGUAAAGCUUGAUGAUGUUUCCUUACAAGGAAUAUUUUCUCCGAACACGAUCCAUUCAAACAUGAAUAUGCACACAUCCGAUUUCUCACUCUCUCUUGAACAUGAUCUUACUAUUAAUAGAAUCUCCUUAACUGUCGACACAUCGGCCGAUCUGUUUAGUGUGGACAUUGUCGACAAAUUCGCUCAACGAUUCUUUCUUCUGUCCAAGUGUUUGUUUGGUACUGAUAUCGAUCGACCAGUCUGUGAGCUUUCAGUGGUUUUGCCCGAUGAAAUUACUCUUAUUCAAUCAUUUCGCAACACGGAGAUCGUUUUUCCACCAUUCGGCUGUGUACAUCACGAAUUUAGUCGUCAAAUAAUCACAAAUUCACAGAAAUUGGCCAUUGUACUCGAUAAACAGUCACUUACAUAUAGUGAGCUGUUGUUCCAUGCACAGCAUGUAGCUUUAUAUCUGGGACAGCGUCAAAAACAGAUAAUUUGUCAAUGCAUGGAGCGAAGCAUUGAAAUGAUUAUAGGUCAAAUGGCUAUUCUUUUUUCUGGUGCUGCCUACUGUGCCUUAUCACCUGAAGACCCUGUGGAGCGUCUUGCUGCGUUAGUGAAACAAGUUGGAAGUCAACACAUUCUCAUUCAUCCGUCUACAAGAAAUAAUAACAAUGCAUCACAAGAAACAAGUGUCGAUAUAGAUGGCGUCUUCCCUUGCACACAGCGACAUGAUCUUGCCUACAUCAUCUUCACUAGUGGUUCUACUGGCUCACCAAAACUGGUUCAAAUCACUCAUGAAAAUAUCGUCGCAUGCAUGCUCUCAUUUACACAUCAUCUUGAUGUUUUUACACAUCAUGAUAUAUUUGUUCAGUAUGCCCAAUGCUCAUUUGAUGUACAUAUCCAAGAGAGUUGGGGUACUCUGAUGAUUGGUGGUUCACUUGUUCUCCUACAUCCCAGUGGACAUUUGGAUCUAGAAUAUCUUUCGGCAGCCAUCUUUUGCCAUAAUGUAACAUACUUAGCCGGUGUGCCAUCACUGGCACUGCUGUUAUGCGAUUAUCUUGAAAAAACUGGUCAACGGGAGUUUCUCACUCGAAUAAAAGCUUUUGGAUUUUUAGGUAUGUACUUAAUAGCGGUCACAACUGAACGUAUAUGUCGUAGGCCAAUCGCGGAUUCAGGCCAACACAGGAUUGACCUAGUUCAAACUGAGAUCUUAGUUUGA